AUGUUGGUCAGCGGUUUCCUGAACUGCUUCCUCAGCUACAGCCCUCAGGCGCCGACGACACUGUCAAAUGGCCCCACUAUCCUCGAGUGCCAGGUAGACUUUAUAGUUGAUGUCAUCGCGAGAAUGGAAAGGGACGGGCUCGAAACAAUCGAGCCUACACCGGAGGCAGAAGAAGAAUGGCGGCGGAAAAUCGUUGAGUCCGGCGAAAACACAUUGUUCGCCGAGACUGAUUCUUGGUGGACUAAGUCAAAUAUCCCAGGUAAGAAGAAGGAGCUUUUAACGUAUAUCGGGGGCAUUCCCCAGUAUGAGGCCGAAUGCAGGGCUACCCUAGACAGUUGGGAGGGCUUCGAAGUCAAGAAGCAUGCGGGCUAG
Molecule: messenger RNA, 372 nt
Organism: Penicillium chermesinum
Lineage: Eukaryota; Fungi; Ascomycota; Eurotiomycetes; Eurotiales; Aspergillaceae
Exons: 2
Coding region: 1-372 (123 amino acids)
Source: RefSeq, a predicted model, not a curated record